Peromyscus californicus insignis is the source of this 4576-nucleotide messenger RNA. It is a transcript of the gene Pcdhb2, whose product is annotated as protocadherin beta 2. The transcript has a single exon. Gene Ontology annotation, biological process: homophilic cell-cell adhesion. The record is from RefSeq and is a predicted model, not a curated record. Lineage: Eukaryota; Metazoa; Chordata; Mammalia; Rodentia; Cricetidae. Bases 823 to 3222 code for a protein of 799 amino acids. Gene Ontology annotation, molecular function: calcium ion binding. Gene Ontology annotation, cellular component: plasma membrane.
ACAGACGAAAUAACUAAAUUGCAGUUAUAUCAAAAUGUUCUUAUCUGUUAGAAAGGAAAAAUAAAAACACAGAUACUGACAAGAAAUGGACUGACCAUGGAGAUUUUUUAUGAGACUUGGUCAUAUCACACGUCAGGGAAAUGUGGGUCUGAAACAAUGCAAAGAGGAAGUGUUCGUGAGGACAGUUCUGCGCCCACUAGGACAUUCUCAUUAAAUCCUGUGUGUUUCUUGGUCUUCUAUUGAGUCUUUCAGUUGACGUUGACGUGAGAGCAGUAACCCAACUCUCAAAUGUGGACAUGCCCAAGUUGUGAAUAAAAACUGGGAACUCCUAGUUAAUAAGCUUUCUGUAUGGCACCCAGUCAGCCUUUCAGUCCUGAAGUUGAUUUUUCACCCCAAUCCUCUUGAAACUGCGAAAAAACUCUGAAUUUUUCGCAUGCCUUACAUACCGUUAUAGAAGCAAUGAAAGCCUUCGAAACACAGAGAAGAUAUUGGUAUAUUGUGAGACAUAAAAGAAUUGUGCUAUUUAGAGAGCCAUCAAAAUGACGGUGAAUUGUCUUAAAGCUCUGGAGAAAACAAGUGCUUAAAAAGAACACAGGGUGGCGCUGCAGCCUCAUAAGUAGAAGAAACCGAGACCAGCCAACCAUCCAGGAACCAGACGCUGAAGGGAGGAGGAAGGAGGGGAGGCCUUCUAAGGCAGCCGUUCUGCAAAGUCUUGGGCCUGGGGAUUGUGGAUUUAUCCCAUUGUCUGCAAGAUAUUUGCAGAGCAAGUCAGUGACGACGUGAACCACGGCUGGAGCGAGUUUGUUGGGAGACCAGAAGGCGAUGGAGGCUGCAGAGGAAAUGGAGCGAGUCCUGAAAAAAAGGCAAGUCCUGCUGUUCUUUGUUUUGCUGGGCAUAGCUCAGGCUGGGUCCACUCUUAGGCGCUACUCAGUGGAGGAGGAAGCGGAGAAUGGCUUUUUUGUGGCCAAUUUGUUAAAGGACCUGGGGCUAGAGGUAGAUGAACUUGCUGCGCGGGGACCACGAGUCAUUUCCAAAGGGAAAAAAUUGAACUUAGAGUUCAACAGGCAGACCGGGGAUUUGUUAUUAAGGGAGAAACUGGACCGGGAGGAGCUGUGCGGCCCCGCCGAACCCUGUGUGGUACCUUUCCAGGUGUUACUGGGAAAUCCUUUGCAGAUUUUUCAGGCUGAGCUACAGAUUAGGGACAUAAAUGAUCAUUCUCCUGUUUUUCUGGACAAAGAAAUAAUUUUGAAAAUUUCAGAAAUGACUGCUUCCGGAACCACUUUCCUAAUAGAACGGGCUCAAGACUUAGAUGUAGGAAGCAACAGUCUCCAAACUUACACAAUCAGCCCCAAUUUCUAUUUUCAUCUUAAAUUACAAGACAGUCCCGAUGGCACGGUAUUGCCACAGCUGGUUCUGGACAGAGUGCUGGAUCGGGAGGAACAAUCUGAAAUCAGAUUAAUACUCACAGCGAUAGAUGGUGGGAGUCCACCCAGGUCUGGCACCGCCCUGGUCCUUAUUGAAGUCUUGGACAUCAAUGACAAUGCCCCCACAUUUUCAAAGUUUCGCUAUGAGGUCCAGGUCCCAGAGAACAGUCCUGUUGGAUCCCAGGUUGCUACAGUCUCUGCUAGGGAUUUAGACAUUGGGAACUACGGAAAAAUAGCUUAUGCUUUUUCCCAAGCUUCUGAAGACAUUCGGAAAACAUUUAGAAUGAAUGGAACAUCUGGAGAAAUCCUUUUAGCAACAACACUGGAUUUCGAAUCCAUCCAAACAUAUACAGUGUAUGUUCAGGCUACAGAUGGUGGGGGACUUUCUGGAAGCAGUGUGGUGUUUGUUCAAGUGAUGGAUUUGAAUGACAACCCACCGGAACUGACUAUGUCCACACUUACCAAUCACAUCCCAGAAAACUCCCCGGAAACCGUAAUUGCUGUGUUCAGUGUUGCAGAUCCUGACUCUGGAGACAACGGAAAAAUGCUGUGCUCCAUCCCAGAGGAUCUUCCUUUUAUUCUAAAACCCUCAGUUGAGAACUUCUACACUCUUAUGACAAACACAGCCCUGGACCGGGAGACCAGAUCACAGUACAACAUCACCAUUACCAUCACUGAUCUGGGCACACCCAGGCUCACAACCCAGCACACCAUAACAGUGCAGGUGUCCGAUGUCAAUGACAAUGCUCCAGCCUUCACACAAACCUCCUACACCCUGUUUGUCCAGGAGAACAACAGCCCCGCCCUGCACAUAGGCACCAUCAGUGCCACAGACUCAGACUCAGGCUCCAAUGCCCACAUCACCUACUCUCUGCUACCCACCCACGACCCGCAGCUGGCCCUCGACUCGCUCAUCUCCAUCAACGCAGAAAACGGGCAGUUGUUUGCGCUCAGGGCACUGGACUAUGAGGCUCUGCAGACCUUCAAGUUCCAGGUGGGCGCCACAGACCAAGGCUCUCCUGCGCUCAGCAGCCAGGCGCUGGUGCGAGUGCUGGUGCUGGACGCCAACGACAAUGCGCCCUUCGUGCUCCACCCGCUGCAGAACGCCUCUGCACCCUGCACAGAGCUGCUGCCCAGGGCGGCAGAGCCAGGCUACCUGGUCACCAAGGUGGUGGCAGUGGACCGAGACUCUGGACAGAACGCCUGGCUGUCAUUCCAGCUGCUCAAGGCCACAGAGCCCGGGCUGUUCAGCGUGUGGGCUCACAAUGGUGAGGUGCGCACCUCCAGGCUGCUGAGUGAGCGCGAUGCUCCCAAGCACAGGCUGCUGCUGCUGGUCAAGGACAAUGGAGAUCCUCCAAGGUCUGCCAGUGUCACUCUGCAUGUGCUGCUGGUGGAUGGCUUCUCUCAGCCCUACCUGCCUCUGCCAGAGGUGGCGCGCGACCCCGCCCAGGAUGAGGACGCGCUCACACUGUACCUGGUCAUUGCCUUGGCUUCUGUGUCUUCCUUCUUCCUCUUGUCUGUGCUGCUGUUUGUGGGAGUGAGGCUGUGCAGGAGGGCCAGGGCGGCCUCUCUGGGUGGCUGCUCUGUGCCUGAGGGACACUUUCCUGGUCACCUGGUGGAUGUCAGAGGCACUGGGACCCUGUCUCAGAGCUACCAAUAUGAGGUGUGUCUGACUGGAGACUCUGGAACCACAGAUUUCAAGUUUCUGAAGCCUGUUAUUCCCAACUUCCUUCUUCAGAGUUCAGAGAGAGAGAAUAAUACAAACGCCAGUUACAGUAAUAGUUUUGAGUUCAAUUAAAUAUUGAUGAGGAAAUACGGAGUCGAGUCUCGGCUAAAACGUUAAAGGCCUGAUUUUACUGCUUUGCCAGCUGAAGGAGUCUCUUUUCCUUUGAAAGUAACUAUCUUACUCCAAUCCUUUGCACAUUACUGGUAUUUCUAAAUAAGUAAGGUCUGUGGAAUAAGGAAUCUAAAUUUUGCUUGUAUUCCAAUUGUAAUUAGUCUUGUAGUUUUGUUUGACUUAUAAUGUGAGAGUAAAAUUUGUGUUUUCAGAAAUCAUUUUAUUUUUAGACAGGACCUCACUAUGUAGCUCCGGCUGUCCUGGAACUCACUAUGUAGACCGGGCUGGUCUCCAACUCACAGAGAUCCAUCCACCUGUCUCUGCCUCCUGGAUUAAAGGUGCAUGGAUGGCACUGUGCCCUGCAGAAAUAUUUGAAGUUUGAGUUAGAGCAUCAUUACCCAAAUUUAACUUCUCCAGUUCUGGCUUAUUCUAAAGUGCUGUCUAAAAUUGUUUUCUCUCAUUAUUUGAGUGGUAACAAUUUGCAGCCCAGACUAUUUGUUUUCAUUUAUUCUCUUGUUAAUAUAACAUUUAUCUUAUGAUCUGACUUGAAACUCUUUACACAGGUGUGAAUAAAUAUAAUAUUCUUUCCAUGUUUAUCUACACACAUAUUUUAAAGUAUCAGCAUGCAAAACUUAAAAUUUUUUAAAGAUUGUGGGAACCCUAAUUGUUGGAUUUCACAAAGUAUUCAAAUUGUAAAUGCAAAACAACCUCAAUUGAAAUUGUAUUUCUAUGAUUUUAAAAUUUAAAAAUUCUGAAAUAUCUAUGAUUUUUAAAUUUCCAUCUGUUCUAAACGAUGUAGCUAAAGGAUGUAUGCCUAGUGAUUUUCAAGGGCAUGAUAAUUUUUUAUGUUUUAUUUCAAAUAGUCUUUCAAAACUCUUGUGCUGAACUCAAUAUUUUUAAAUUUUUUUUUUUUUUUUGGUUUUUCGAGACAGGGUUUCUCUGUGUAGCUUUGCGCCUUUCCUGGGACUCACUUGGUAGCCCAGGCUGGCCUCGAACUCACAGAGAUCCGCCUGGCUCUGCCUCCCGAGUGCUGGGAUUAAAGGCGUGCGCCACCACCGCCCGGCCUAAAUUUUUUUUUGAGAAAAGGUCUCAUUGUGGUCUUGAACUUGUGACAGGUCCUCCCCCAUCCAGAGUGCUGGGAUUACAAGCAUUGCAUUAACAUUUCCAGUUAAUUAAACUACUCAGGACUUUAUUAUAAUUGAACUGUACACAACAGAGUAUGCUUUUAUCUUUUAUCAACUUAGAAAAUUUGUAUGUGGCUUGGUAUUCCAUUCUAAAAAUAUUUCCCGGGCAUUAAAGAUUUAAAUGAACAUAA